AUGGCUGAGGCUGGCACGGUUGGAGGCUCCUCUCCCGCAAACAGUGCGUGGAGGGAUGACAGGAAAAAUGCAACUUUGUUGCCGCCUCGAAAGCUACCAGCAGAUUCGCGAUAUGCGGAACUCAUCAACGCGCGCCAGAAAACGCUUGGAAGUAUGGACUUGGCUGCACAGGUGCGUCUUCCAAGUGGUUGCUGCGAGGAAGAAUGGUUAGCCGUGAACAUUGUCGAUCUCUUCAAUGAGUUGAACCUCUUGGCUGGUGCUGUAAGUGAUAUCUGCACCGAGACGACAUGUCCAACAAUGAGUGCCGGCAGUUAUGCGUGGCAGUGGGCAGAUGGUGACAAAGUCAAGACGCCCCAGCAGCUGUCAGCGCCAAAGUAUAUAGAGAAGUUGUUGGUGUGGGUCGAGUCCCAGCUGGCAGACGAGACAUUUCUGCCUGUCAAGCCCGGGCAACCGUUCCCACCCCACUUCAAGAAGGGGAUCAAAGUGAUGUACAAGCGCCUUUUCCGAAUCUACGCACAUAUUUUCCACCACCACUUCAAGGAGCUGGCUGAGUGCGACGCUGAUGCUCACUUGAACCACUCCUUCAAGCAUUUCGUGUACUUCGUAAAGGAGUUUGACUUGGUAGAAGACUCGGAGUCCGUGAGCCCUGGCGCCCUGUCACUGCAUCCGUUCACGCCAACCAAGCUGGGAAAGAGCAGCGAGCAUGAGCAUUUCACCAAGGAUUCCAUCUUGGGCACUUCAGCUGCGGCCACCGACCGUUGUCGCAGGAGCUCCAAAGUAUGGCGGAAGCGAUUGGUGAAGAGCCUGCAGACGCCGUGGAGGCGGCAACAGCUGCAGCCUUCUUGGGAGACAGUUCGGACCGUCGAGCUGCAUGAGGAAGAGCGGAAUCUCAUUGCACAGCAGCAGGCACAUGGUUGUUGUUUAAGUUGGUGCUGGGCCAUUCAGAACUGGCUCCUCGCAGCGAGUGUCGGAGCCCUGUGCUUUGUGACUUACGGCGUCAUCGAAAUCUCUGUCGGAGCCCUGUCCUCGUUUCGGUUUGGCUUCUGCAGUGCCGAACCCUUGAGGAGUGAAGAGCAUUGCCCAAAGGGGCAGUGGGCCUCCUGGGGUGCCAAUAUUAUUGGAUUCAGCGCCUCCGUCUGUUUGGGCACCUGGAUGGCAGCGGCAUCUGCUUUCAUUGUGAGCCGCUUCGCACCUGCCGCUAGUGGAUCUGGCAUUCCGGAGGUGAAGACGAUUCUCAACGGCUUCGUACUGCCAGAUGUAGCUACGUUCCGCACUCUUCUCAUCAAGGUGCCCUGCUUGAUUCUGGCGGUGGCAUCUGGGUUGUCCCUCGGACAUGAGGGCCCGAUGGUGCACGUGGCAGUUUGCUGGGCCAACAUUUUGUCGCGCCUCUUUCCACAGUUCCGGAAUGAGGGCAAGAGGCAGCAACUCUUUUCAGCGGCCGUGGCUGCGGGGGUCAGUUCUGCUUUUGGAACACCGGUCGGCGGCGUGCUUUUCAGCCUUGAGGAGGUCAGCUCCAAUUUUCCCUCCAGAACGUUGCUCAUGGCAUUCGUAUCAUCCGUUGUGGCGACUCUUCUCCUUUCCGUGUCUGACUUGACCGGCACAGGGCAUCUGACAUUGUACAGUGUGCGUUAUACGAUGACGCUGCAUCCGAGCGAUUAUGUCAUGUUUGCCGUGCUCGGUGUGGCUGGUGGCCUUGUCGGCGCCCUCUUUAACGCAAUGAACAUCAGGUGGUGCGCUUUCAAAGCAAAACCUGCAUUCAAACGAUGGUUGGGGCCGGUGCAAGAGGCCUCCGUUCUCGCGUUCGUAACGCUUGUUUCGUCCUGGCCGCUGAGCCUGACGCGAUACCUCAUGGCCCCAACAAUUCAUGCUCUUUUUGACACGUGCAGCGACGAGCCCGGGGAGACGGUGCGCAGCAGGUUGCAAGCCGAGUUUGGACUUUGCACAGAGGACGGGUACAGCAAUUCCUCGGGCAACGGCCUGCUUACCUCCCUCGGCCUGGCAGCUGCGCUCCGCUUCUGCCAGAUGGUCUUCACCAUUGGCUCGGCCUGCCCAGCUGGACUUUUUGUCCCGUCCCUCUUCGUCGGCGCAUGUUUGGGGCGGUGCCUUGCGUUGGGUCUCAAAGCACUCAACGCAGGCACCCGAUUGUUUCCAAACAAGGUCGAUCCGGGCGUCUAUUCCAUGGUGGGUGCAGCCUCGGUCCUUGGAGGGGUUAGCCGCAUGACGAUAUCUCUGGUCGUGAUUAUGUUGGAGCUGACCGGAGGCUUAGACUACGUGGUGCCUUUCAUGAUUUCUGUGUUGCUGGCCAAAGCUGUUGGCGACUCUUUGAACGAAGGCAUUUACGACUUGCAGAUCGUUUUGAAGGGCUACCCCUUUCUGCAUGAAGAGUUGGAUGUAACCUUCACGGAGCGCUGUUGUGAUAUCAUGGAGACAGGCUUGGUGAAGCUCGACGUGAAGCUUCGCCCCCGCUUCCUUGACAUCCGUGUAAUGGUCCGGGCAUUCACGUUCCGCGGCUUUCCGGUGGUUGAUGGCGAUCGCUUUGUUGGCUACAUCCGUCGAUCAGCGUUGGAGGACUGGCUCUCGCGAAUGGAGCUCGUCCGAGGCCAGAACGAGGUGGUGGCUCUGGAGGAUUUGGCUUCCGUCAUCGACUCUACGGUCAUGCGCAUGGUGCCCGACGCCCCGCUGACUCAAGCACAUCAAGUCUUCAAGCAGCUUGGCUGCCAGAGAAUCUUCAUUGUGGGUUCUGUUCCCGGGGGCCAGCAGGAUCUGCUGCGCGGGAUCCUAACCAAAAAGAGUUUCCUCAAGUUCCUCCAAGACGGCACAGUAGGGUGUAUGCCCGAUGUGCUGCAGUACUCCACGUUAGAAAGAAAUGGCAACUUGCGAUUUGCAUACGAGGGGCCUCAGCAAGAGAGCACUGCCAGCCACAUUCGGGUGGGCGAAAUUUUCUCAGUUCUCAAUGCUGCAGCAGAGGCUGGCGAAGAGAGCAGGCUGUGCGAAAGACAUAACAAAAUAAAGGCUUCUACGCAAUUUCAGCGGGGUCUUUUCGUUUGGUCUGCCAGAGCCUGUUUUCGAGGCCAGAUGACGGUGCCAGCCACGCCAGCCACGGAGCCUCGGCGAGCGAUGUUGAAGAGGUUUUAUGCUCCGGACUCCGAGCAUCACUGCUUCCAAGAGAUGUUUGAAGAAUCCUAUGUCGCAAAAGCGACGCAGGACCGCCCAUGCCCGAAGGGCACUUGUGGCAAAACACCUGGAGGCUGCCCCUGCAACCAGCCCGGAGCAGAUCCCGGACUUCCAGUGUCUUUCCAUGUUCAGCGCGUCAUUCGCGUGGAGUCCUCGGAGCUGUGGGAGCGCUACCAGAACAAGAAAAAGGCAAUCAUGGCCUCGCGGCCUGGUGGCGUCGAACAGUUUGACCCUCCCGUCAAGACAAUGAACAAGGCCUCCGAGUACACCGGUACAUUUGCUCCGGUGGACGGAUCCAUCAACGAGGUCUAUGCUUUCCACGGCACGCAGGUGCGCUAUGCCUUGGCAAUCGCCGAGAACGCGUUCAGAAUCGACCUCGCGGGCUCAAGCACGGGCACGUUGUACGGUCGAGGGGCAUAUCUGGGCGAGUCUAUCAGCAAGGCAGAUGAGUAUGCAAAGGACGAACCAGGAGGCUACUAUGACGGCGUCUUUGCUGUCCUGGUUUGCCGUGUUGUUAUGGGCAAGCUGAACUGUACCAAAUCUGACGCGAAAGCGGCGGAGAAAGUCAGCGCUGGACAGUUCGACAGCACCUGUGGCACGCGUGUGUUUCGAGAGCUGGUGAUCUACGAUGCUGACCAGUGCUAUCCCGAAUAUGUUGUUCUCUACAAGAGGAAAUAUGCCAAGGACCCGGAGGAGGAAGAGACCACAAAGCCACGGAAACGCCGAUUCUUCAUGCAAGUGCCACUUCACUGGAGGAAUGUCGCGACCGACUUAUCUGCCGGCUUUCGGGAGGAGGUUGAUUUGAAAGGUCCGGCCACUACAUGGAUGCAGUGCUUGGUCAACCAAGCACAGCUCGUGCCAGCACGGUCCAUCCUGCAAGCAACACGGUUGGAAGACUCCAAGAUAUGGGAGCGCUAUGUGCAAUUCAAGGCGGCUCUGCGCAGUCGGAUAGAUGACCGAAGUGGAGAUCCCUUACGGCUCACUUUGGUGGAGAAAGACCUACGUGCGCUGAUGAAGCGGCCAUGCAAGUUUUUUAAGACCCCGCGGGGCUGUAAGUCCGGCGACAAAUGCAGGUUUUCGCACAACGAGUUUGGGUUAGACUUGGACGACUUGGGUCUUGCAGCCGGUAGACGCUUGCCGGUGGAUGAACUGGACAGGCGUUUGCAUGAAGGCUUCUUGUGGUAUGCUUGCACGCGGUCAACCGCCUCGGAACUGAGCCAGGGCCAUGUGAAGAAGGAUGCGACACUUCCAGGGACACGAUUCUACGAAAGCUUGCAGACCGCGCUCAAGCAGACGAAGGCUGAGGACGGCAUGAAAGCGGCGGUGCUGUGCCGCGUCAUGUGCGGGCUGCCCGGCGUUGAUGUUGCUGACGACAACACCGACUUCAUGAUCAUCGAGACCGAUGCCAAUGGACGCAGAGAAGUACUCGUCAAAGACGGCAGUGCUGUUUACCCCGAAUACCACUUGUGCCUCAGCUACAACGAUGAAGAGGAGGUCGAAAAGAUGAUUGAAAGCAUGGACAGAUCACCGAAAGGCAAGGAUGGCGACGAGCCGCGACUGGCUGUGGACGACCCGACUGAGGAGCCAGGGGAGAAAGGCAUGCUGUGCUGCGCCGUCGCAGAAUGA
This is a messenger RNA of Symbiodinium sp. CCMP2456, 4800 nucleotides long. Lineage: Eukaryota; Dinophyceae; Suessiales; Symbiodiniaceae. The record is from the annotation of a GenBank genome assembly.